Molecule: messenger RNA, 1422 nt
Organism: Panonychus citri (citrus red mite)
Lineage: Eukaryota; Metazoa; Arthropoda; Arachnida; Trombidiformes; Tetranychidae
Product: CUB and peptidase domain-containing protein 2-like
Exons: 4
Coding region: 171-1082 (303 amino acids)
Biological process (GO): proteolysis
Molecular function (GO): serine-type endopeptidase activity
Source: RefSeq, a predicted model, not a curated record
UAUAAAACGAAACCAUUGUCGUCAAUUUAAAUCAUUUGUCUUAUUAAUGAAUUAAAGUAACAAUCAAAUGAAUAGAGAAAAAAUUUUGUUCCAAGAAAAAAAAAACUCGAAAAAUUAUCAAUGGUGCUUCUUAUUAUACAAUCAAUCUGUUCAUCGGAUUAACUGAUUAAAUGAGAUAUUUUAUCUUAAUCACAAUUAGAUUGAUUCAACUGUUCGUGGUUUCAUGCGAUUGUGAAUGUGGCAUAGAAGCCGGUGCUCAGAGUCGCAUAUUCAUGGGGAAAGAGACGACACCCAAUAAGUACCCGUGGAUGGCUCAUAUAAGAAUCAGAUUGAAUCUACAAAGUGAUAUGUAUGUUAGAUGUGGUGGAAGUUUAAUUGACAAUCAACAUGUGAUGACAGCGGCUCAUUGUAUCUUCGAUGAGUUCGGAAUCCUAAGGACAUAUGAAUCAACCGAAGUGUACCUUGGAUCUCAUGCUAUAUCCAAAGAUUUGCAAAAUAAAUAUAAUGUUUCUAAUUUUUUUUACGAUAAACGUUUUGAUAUCACACAGCGAAAACUUAAUUUCGACUUUGCUUUACUCAAAUUAAGUGAACCUGUUAAAUUUACCGGAGAUAUUUAUCCAAUUUGUAUUCCUGAUUCAAAUAUCAAAAAGUAUAAGAGCUUAAUUGUUGCUGGUUGGGGUAAAUUGUCCGAGAUUGAGGGUACGCCAGAUAAACUUAAUGAAGUUGAAGUGGAUUAUAUUGAUAGGGAAAAAUGUAAUAAAAUGAAUUACGAUUUUGUCUUGAAAGUUCGAGGUAUCGUCGAGUCUUAUCCAGGCCAAUAUACCAGUUUGAUUUCGCCGAUUCAUGAGAGCCAUUUGUGCGCCAUAAACACCAAAACUGGUGGCAGUUCUUGUAUAGGUGACUCGGGUGGACCUUUGAUGUACAAAAGCUCAAAAAAUCAUCGUUGGUACGCUGUGGGUCUCGUUUCGGGAGGUUACAGUGUUUGUGGUAACAUAAAUAUACCAACACUUUACACCAUCGUUGCCAAAUACAAGAAAUUCAUUAAAAACUAUGCAACCGGAAGUCAAAUUUGCCGUUUAUAAAUCACCACAAUUAAGAAAAUCAAUCAUCAAAUUGAUUUUAUUUCUAAUCAUCUUCAUCACUUUAUCCCCGUUUCUAAGUCAAAACAUUCAACCUCAUUCGGAAACUUAUCGCUAAUUGUUACUUUUUUUACUAAUUAUAAAAACGAAAACAAUUGCUAAUAAUUUCAUGUUAAUUAACAAACGUAACCAAAUUUUAAACUAUUAUAUAACAGAUUUAUAAUAUAAGAUUCAAGUUAAUCCUCACAAUUAAACAUUAAUCUGAUUGUUAACAAUUAAAUUGCUCAUUCAUUUAGCUCAAGUGUUAACCACUUAAGUAUUGAUUACAAUUUAAAUGAAAUCU